AUGGCUGUGGUGGUGAGAAAGGUUUGGCAAAGCAACCUGGAUGCCGAAUUUCGUCUGAUCAAAGGGUGUUUGAAGCAAUUCAGGUUCGCGUCGAUGGACACCGAAUUCCCGGGCACCAUCUACAAGCCCGAGGGGAGCGUCUCGUCUCUCUCAGCCGCCCAUCUUUACGCGUUGAUGAAGAGAAACGUGGACGCUUUGAACAUCAUCCAACUGGGGCUGACCCUCUCCGACGCCCACGGCAACCUCCCCACUCUCGGCACACCCGCCACCUUCUACGUCUGGGAGUUCAACUUCCGCGACUUCGACUCCGACUACGACCGCUACAAUCCGGAGUCUAUCGCGUUCCUCCGCGAUCAGGGCAUCAACUUCGCGGAGCACAAGCGCAGGGGUAUCAACUCCCGUUUCUUCGCUGCCUACUUCCUCAAAUCCGGCCUUGGAAUGGGCCGGGCCUGGGUCACUUUCCAUGGGCUCUACGACUUCGGGUUCUUGAUCAAGAUUCUUACGAGGGAGGCCCUGCCCAUCCAUCUCCAACACUUCAUGCUGCUGCUGCGUCGCUUUUUGGGCAUUCAGGUCUACGAUUUGAAGCCCAUCACCCGCUCCUUUGCGCUUCACGGUGGCCUCGACGCCGUGGCUCGGAGUUUGAGCGUCGAGCGGGCUGCUGGGAAGAGCCAUCAUGCCGGCUCAGACAGUCUCCUCACUAUGCAAGUCUUCACUAGGCUUGUCCUCAACUCCAACCACGCUUCCUCCGUUUGUGCUAUGCUUCACCGAUUCAACUAUCUAUUAUAUGGACUCACCUGUUAG
Messenger RNA from Salvia splendens (bonfire salvia), 801 nucleotides. Its product is annotated as probable CCR4-associated factor 1 homolog 11. The record is from RefSeq and is a predicted model, not a curated record. The coding region runs from base 1 to 801 and encodes 266 amino acids. Lineage: Eukaryota; Viridiplantae; Streptophyta; Magnoliopsida; Lamiales; Lamiaceae. The transcript has a single exon. Gene Ontology annotation, cellular component: CCR4-NOT complex. Gene Ontology annotation, molecular function: poly(A)-specific ribonuclease activity; nucleic acid binding.